AUGGCACCGCCGACGCUGAUCUCACCUCCCCCGCUUGUCCGCAUCACGCCUGAACCGCUGACGCACCAAGCAUUCGCCCCCUUUGGCACCGUUAUUUCGACGCCGUUCCCUCGAGAUCUAAACAGUGCACCCAACGACCUCCCCUCUCUCGAACUGCCUCACCCUGUUCCCGCAACACCCGUAUACGCCAACCAAGGCUCUGCUGUCAAAAUAAGCCCCAUCACACCCCUCGGCAAUGGCUACGAGAAUGCCUGUCCGAGCGGCCGCGCCGCCCAGGCUCGACUGAGCAUGUUCGCCUGCUUUCCGCGCAAACCUCGACGCGAGUCCACCCAGGAUCAUCCCAAGGGACAUGUUUUCGAUGUGCGGAUUCUCGAGCGACAUCCUUAUACAACUCAGACGUUUGUGCCGCUCGAUCUGUCGAGUCAGAGACGUGUGAUUCGCGAUCGCAAACCGGACAAGAAAAGCCACGAUUGGCAAGGGUAUGGAGAUGGGGAUGUUGAUAUUGUUCUUGACGGUGCUGCCCAUCAAGACGAGGAGCAGGAGGAGCCUGCAUUCCUCAUCAUUGUUGCGCCUACGUUGAAGGGCCAGGCUGCCGCUGCGACGACGAGUAGCGACAGUACUACUACUAGAGGCGAGAACGAUCUAAAUAAUCGGGUCACCAUCCGUGAUCCGCCAGAUCUCGAGAAUGUGAAGGCUUUUAUCGCCCGUGGUGGACAGGCUGUCACGUACGGAGCCGGCACCUGGCAUGCCCCGAUGGUGGUGCUCGGCUCACGGCGAGUCGAUUUUGUCGUCGCUCAAUACGUGAAUGGCGUCGAUGACGAGGACUGCCAAGAGGCAGCUUUUACAGAUGGAAUUAUCGUCGACCUGAAAAGUCUGAGUGAUGAGGAGGAUGAUCUGUUGGAUGACUUGAAAAGGUUGUCUAAACUGUGA
Molecule: messenger RNA, 930 nt
Organism: Talaromyces rugulosus
Lineage: Eukaryota; Fungi; Ascomycota; Eurotiomycetes; Eurotiales; Trichocomaceae
Exons: 1
Coding region: 1-930 (309 amino acids)
Biological process (GO): allantoin catabolic process
Molecular function (GO): ureidoglycolate lyase activity; ureidoglycolate hydrolase activity
Source: RefSeq, a predicted model, not a curated record